Messenger RNA from Myxocyprinus asiaticus (Chinese sucker), 2264 nucleotides. Its product is annotated as pentraxin-related protein PTX3-like. Gene Ontology annotation, molecular function: complement component C1q complex binding. Gene Ontology annotation, biological process: innate immune response. Bases 145 to 1506 code for a protein of 453 amino acids. Lineage: Eukaryota; Metazoa; Chordata; Actinopteri; Cypriniformes; Catostomidae. The transcript has 3 exons. The record is from RefSeq and is a predicted model, not a curated record.
CUAUCCAGUUCAGUUGCCUUUCAGCUGCAGUUCACCACACACGCAGGAGUGCAGCCAACAGACUGCUCAGCAUCUAACAAGGAGGACCAACAAGGAGAGAGAAGAGACAACUACAGACACACUGACUCUUGAUCAUAUUGAAAUAUGGCUAGCAUGUCAAUGUGGCCAUUCCUCCUGGCUGUGUGUUUGGUGGGUUCAUUUUCCACGGCAGUACCUGAGAGUUACGAGGAUGAUAUCGAGGUGGGCUUUGGAGACAAUUAUUUUAACGAGCUAACGGAGGAGGACCAGAUGGAAGGAGAGACCCCCACAGCUUCCCCAGAACCGUGCAAAGCUCCCGCCUUCACAAAGUGGGAUAAGCUCUUUACCAUGCUGGAAAAUUCCCAAAUGAAAGAGAAUAUGCUGCUGCAGUAUGCCGAUGACAUCAUCAAGGUAGAGCUGCAGACUAUGAGAGCUGAGAUGCUACAGUUCUUGGCACAGUACGGUGGCUUUUGUGCAUCUACAGCUGAAAGCACGGCUCGAUGGGCCGGGGCUCAAACUGAGUUGAGAAUACAGAAUGCACUGGAGCGCUUGCAAGGGGCUUUGGCUGUGCAGUAUGCACAGCAUGAUGCAGCCCUGCAGCAGCUACUGUCAGCCAGUGGAAACCAGGCUGUACAGCUGGAGCAACUGGAGAACAGCUGCUUGAAAUGGGGAGGAGGGGGUAUGGUCUCCCAAUCCAAGAGCUUCCAGGCCCGACAUCUCAUGCAAGAGGUGACUGAGACAGAGAACGGAGGCAGGUUGGGGAAGAAUCUGGCAACCAUCUCAAGUGACCUGCAAGCCAUUCGGGAACAGCUGACCCUUUACACAAGAUCAACCUUAGCAAACAUGCUUCCAUCAGGCUGUGACACUGGGGUGAUCUUCCCCAUGCGUUCUUCUACAGCUCAUGUUGAAGUGUCACCCAAGAGACCUUUCCAGACCAAUGCCGUUACCAUCUGCCUGUGGGUGAAACUGACUCAGGCGAUCAACAAGACCGUCCUCUUCUCUUAUAGCACAACUAGCAACCCCUACGAACUACAGCUGGUGCUGAAUGGCAAGAGUGUCCUAUUUACAGUGGAUGGUGAAACCCAUUUGGUGGAGGCUUCAGAGGCAGUGCAAGAGGGUCAGUGGGUGCACCUUUGUGCAGUAUGGAGCUCACAACAAGGCCUUGCCUCUCUGUGGGUGAACGGUCAACAAGCUGCUAAUUCUCCUGGAGUAGCUGAGGGUCACGAGCUAUGCAGCAAAGGGAGCAUACUACUGGGGCAAGAGUACGGACGUUUCUUUAGGCAUCUCAGUGUCCAAAACACAUUUGAUGUGGAGCUGGCUUUCACAGGCAAGAUGACCGGCGUGAACAUGUGGGACCGAGUCUUGGAUUCAAAAGAGAUAUCUCAGCAGGCACGAGUGGAUGGGAGUGGUUGCGGUAUUCGUGGUAAUGUAGUGGCAUGGGGUGUGUCUGUCAUUGAGCCAAAAGGGGGUGUCAAGUUAAUCUACUAAUUGUGCCUACUGUCUUAACCACCUGAGCCCUUUAUACUGAUCAGCUGAGCUACUACAAGCACAUUUUAAGAACCUGCUAUGCUACAUCUGCACACAACAGCAAUUUCCUUCAUUUUAGAUGUGUGGGGAAAAAAAUCCCUUAUAGGGAAAAUGUCAUGUAGGGUGGAUUGCCUGUCAUCAAGCAAGUUAAAGAUAAAAUGCUGCCAUUUGAGGGACAUCAUAUCACUCAUUCUUCAUUUUUUAUUUACAAUGUUCCAUUUUAUAAGAACGUUUUCAUUUAAUAGAGAGUGAUGGAAUUUUGUAAAACAUGUUGUGUAAUGUCAUAGUAUUUAUCUUGUUUGAUGUUUACAUUCAGAUCUGACAUAAUUUGUAAUCUAUUUGUAAUGUAAUCUUUUAAUGCAUUGUGUUAUUUUUCUUCUGCAUUUUUUUUUUUAAACCCAAAGGCUGUUACAUAUCUCUACAGUGGUGGCUAUUGCAAAAUACUUUGCUUCAUGAACACUGCUAAUGAAUAACUUUUUUUGUCUUUGGUUCGUUUAAACACAAAGACGGUUGCUAUGUUUUGAUGAUGGAACAGUGGAAAAUGUUUACAAGAUCAUUUGUGACUUUAUUUUUGUUUUCACUGAAGUGAUUAAAUGUAUUAUAAUGUAAAUUGCUUUUGAUAAAAGGCUAAAAUGAAUGUAUAAUGUACAUAGAUGUUUUUCACUAAGGGACAGGAAACACAAAACUUAAAAUAAAAUACAAAUAAAAAAAUUCUGUCA